Molecule: messenger RNA, 2705 nt
Organism: Pseudocercospora fijiensis CIRAD86
Lineage: Eukaryota; Fungi; Ascomycota; Dothideomycetes; Mycosphaerellales; Mycosphaerellaceae
Exons: 4
Coding region: 741-2705 (654 amino acids)
Source: RefSeq, a predicted model, not a curated record
GGCGUUUAAACACGGCACUAUAGACAUCGCCUUGAUCGAUGUGUGGUGCAACGCUGAAGUUGAUACCUUGGAAGUUUUUGCCGCUUUCCUCCUUCGAUUGUCCGUUGCCGUCCUCGAGCGCUUGUCCCGUAAGCUGCUUGAGUGCAGUCUCGCCUUUGAAUGGCUUCUUGAGCCUAAUCUCAUUCGCGCUGACAACCUCCUGUAUUUCAGUAUUGGCUGCCACAUUGUUGACACUUGGUAAUACCAGCAGCCCCCCUGGCAUGAAGUCGCCAUUUGUAAAGUCUACACCGUUGCCCUUGAUCAGACAUGGGUCACCUGCUGGAUCAGGAAGAUAGAUCUUGCCCUUGGCCGGCUUCUUGCUGUCCAAUGCUCUACCCACUGCCACCGAGCCCACUAGACCAGCCGCGAAGCCUAUGAACUUCCUCCGCAUACUCUUCUCUGCUACGAGGAAAGCUAUCCGUCUUUGCGCAUCGUGUCGGACAACUCUCAUGAGCAGCAAAGGGUCGACGAACUGAUUGGCGUGCGGCGCGGCGACAAAUAUUACCGGACCGUUCUUUGGUAUACGCCACGAGCUUCGAGGAUGAAUCUCACGGAAGAAGAGCUCGACGACGACGUUGAAUAUCCAGAGGAAUAUGUCGUACACAAGGGCGUUCGCGGCAUCUUUGCUCUUCUGCUUGGCCGGCAUGGUGAUUGAGGUUUGGUAGCUGUGUCGCUACGUGUGCCGAAGAGCGAGUCUAGGGAUGGAGUGCGCGCAUUGGGGCGCUCGAGUCGUUUCCAAUCGUGGUCGUGGUGGUACAGUGGCGCAAGAUGUUGGUCGAGGCGAUGAGGAUGAGGUGCGAUUAUGGUACGGACCCGCCGUGAAUGUUUCUCCUCAGAUCAUGGUCUCAACAAUAUUUUGUUGGAUGGCAACAGAAGCUCUUGCCCUUGCCCCACGCCCACGCUUCCUCCCUUCCGCACACCCUGACACGGACACAGACGUCGCCGGAUGUCAUCACUCGUCCAAUUUUGUGUCAGUGACAGACUUUCCAUCAUGCCUGACGCGGAGCAGUAUGGGAGCCUCUGAAGUCAACGCGGUUCGGCGCGACACAAACCAACGGCCUCGCAACUCAAUGCACCGCGCCAGACGCGCUGGGCCUCGCGUAUCGUUCAACGCCGUUUGUUCAUGCAUCUCAUCUCCACGCCCGCAGUCUCCCCGGCUCGACCUCAGCGUCGAACCUAGAAUAUUGACCGCGUGGGCGUCAGCUUCAGCCCUCUCCACACCGUCACUACAAAGCCUCACAUGGCUGUCCUCGACCAUGCUAGAUUGUCAUGAGCCUCUCCUGACGUUGGCGAGCGAGCGUGAAUCCAUAGAUGAGUCUAAGUGGGACGAAUAUUUCGGCGCCCUGGCUGGAUGUCCAAAGGACGAAUCCAUCCAUCUACGCCUGUUUGAAUGGUUCUCAGAUAGCGCCCACAGACCCGCCGAGGUCGCUGUGGAUUCAGCAGCUGAAUUGAUCACCAGAGACAGAAGUCCGCACUGCGAUCUUCGCGUGAUUGUAGCACGAUUGAGUGCGACUCAGCUGGUCGAGCUCAAUGCUAUGCAGGCCAUCUUCAGGCACUACGACUUUCCGACCUCCUUUCUCUCCGAUCGCAUUCAGGCCGUGUCGCAUGCAUUUGGUGCGCGCCGGAGCACGAUGACUCCUGCUGUCGAGAUCGCUUGGAGUCAUUUCCUUUGCAAAGACGUCAAAUCCCACUGGCACCAAAAUCAACCUCGGAGGAGUCCAUACACUGAUAAAGCGGCCACAGACGGUCCCCGAUGGCGUAGAUGCGAUGCAUUUCUCCACGUUCGCAACCGAAGCGAUGGCUCUGAAUGCGUAACAUUACUCUGCUUCGGCGCCUCUCAACCUCUCGUUGAGCGCUUCAAUCGCCUGCUAGGGAAUGCUAGCUGGACUGAUGUUGUGAAAGAGCCCUUCUUGCUCUUCUCCAUUGUCUACGAAGACCUUUAUACUCAACUUGACACUAUUGCUUGGACACUUGCGGAUGUUUUCCGUCCGGUCGAGCGAUCGACACUAGACCGGACUGGUGUAAAAGAAAGCUCUGCCAUGGCACAGUCAGUCGAUUUUGCGAGCUUGCACAACAUUUCCAAACACUGCAUUUACAUCAGCGAAGCGACAGAAGCCGCCAUUCUUAGCGUGGACAGCAUGAUUGCGCAUCUUCGCAGUCACCGCCUGGUCAUAUCGGCAUCAAUGACCGACGCCGCAUUAUCUCAUCUUACUUGUCGAAAGUUGGCACUACAAUCGACACAGCUUAGGAUCCGGUCUCUGGAGAAGCGAAUGGCAAACAUUAUCAGCCUCUCUUUCAACCUGGUCACGCAGCAGGACAGUCGAGUAAUGCAGAACGACAGUAAUGCAAUGAAGGCUAUUGCGGUAUUGACCCUCAUCUUUCUCCCUCUGACGGGCAUCGCGUCGCUGUUCAGUACGCCCUUCUUUUCUGUGGACUUUGACACAAGCCAGAAAUCUUUGCAGGUCGCAACAUGCUUCUGGAUAUUCUGGGUCAUUACAGUUCCACUGACGCUUGUCAUGCUCGGUGGCUGGAUUGUGUGGUAUCAUAGCGUCAAGGAGAAGAGGACCGGCAACUUGGACAAGAAAGUGAAGGCAAUCGAUGAGCUUGGUAGGGCGGACUCGCGGAGCUGGAUUGAUCGCCUUCAAAUUGGCAAUCUUGCAGCCUGA